Phodopus roborovskii (desert hamster) is the source of this 1520-nucleotide messenger RNA. It is a transcript of the gene Cebpe, whose product is annotated as CCAAT enhancer binding protein epsilon. Lineage: Eukaryota; Metazoa; Chordata; Mammalia; Rodentia; Cricetidae. The transcript has 2 exons. Gene Ontology annotation, molecular function: DNA-binding transcription factor activity, RNA polymerase II-specific; RNA polymerase II cis-regulatory region sequence-specific DNA binding. The record is from RefSeq and is a predicted model, not a curated record. The coding region runs from base 508 to 1353 and encodes 281 amino acids. Gene Ontology annotation, biological process: myeloid cell differentiation; DNA-templated transcription; regulation of transcription by RNA polymerase II.
CAAGGGAGGAGUUUAGACCAAGUUGGCACUGGAGGAGUGCUUUCUCUACUGCCUAUGGCUUGGUGCCUUACUCUGCACAGAUCUUUCUGGAAGCUGGAGGAAGACUGACACUCAGAGGAGCUACCCUGGACAAGGGGUUGGAAUCCCUUGAGCUAACAGGACAAGAAGGACAUUUUCCCAAGCAGCAACUUCUGGACUGUGGCUGAGGCCUCACCAAAGAGCCCUAACUGCUAAGCACCCCUCCCUCUGGGGUGUGCCCUGCCCCUCCCUGACUCACACCAAGGAGAGAGGGGAAAAGGGAAGAAAGGAGAGGCUCUGACUACAGAAGGACAAGGAAGCAGAGGAGGAGGAGAGAAGCCACAUAGGAGUGGGGGACAGAAAAGACCAGAGAGGUCAGACUUAGGGCAACUCUAGGACUGGGGGAGAUCAAGAGAGGGCAGGCUGAGCAUCCCAAGGAGUGCCCCAGCACAGAACCCAGGGGCGGGGAGCCAAGGGGGCGGGACGGCUAUGUCCCACGGGACCUACUAUGAGUGUGAGCCUCGGGGUGGCCAGCAGCCACUCGAGUUCUCAGGGGGUCGAGCUGGGCCCGGGGAGCUGGGGGACAUGUGUGAGCAUGAGGCCUCCAUCGACCUCUCUGCCUACAUCGAGUCUGGGGAAGAACAGUUACUUUCUGACCUCUUUGCCAUGAAGCCAGCACCUGAAGCCCGAAACCUUAAGGGCCCAGGAACUCCUUCGUUCCCCCACUACCUGCCGGCUGACCCUAGGCCAUUUGCUUAUCCCUCACAUACAUUUGGCCAAGAUAGGAAGGCUUUGGGGCCUGGCAUUUAUGGUAACCCAGGGAGCUACGACCCCAGGGCUGUGGCGGUGAAGGAAGAGCCUCGUGGGCCAGAGGGUACCCGAGGCACCAGCCGAGGCGGCUACAAUCCCCUGCAGUACCAAGUGGCACACUGUGGGCAGACAGCGGUGCACCUUCCCCCGGCCCUGGCAGCACCUGGCCAGCCCCUACGCGUCCUCAAGGCCCCUGUGGCUGCUGCAGCCCCUCCCUGCAGCCCGCUUCUCAAGGCACCAUCCCCAGCUGGGCCCUCACACAAGGGCAAGAAGGCAGUGAACAAAGAUAGCCUCGAGUACCGGCUGCGUCGCGAACGCAACAACAUUGCAGUGCGCAAGAGCCGGGACAAGGCCAAGAGGCGCAUUAUGGAGACACAGCAGAAGGUGUUGGAGUACAUGGCUGAAAAUGAGCGCCUGCGCAGCCGUGUGGAGCAGCUCACCCAGGAGCUAGACACCCUUCGCAACCUCUUCCGCCAGAUCCCUGAGGCUGCCAGCCUUAUCAAGGGUGUGGGGGGCUGCAGCUGAGCCUGGCGGACUGUGGAUACCAGACCCUGAGGACCCCCACCCUCCUUGGUCCCCAGAGUCCUGAACAGGCCAUGCCUAAAAGAGGGAUCAUGGACAAUGGCAGCCAGUAGCUGGGAAGGUCGGGACCAUAAAGAUUCUGUGGCUGAAUAAACGGCAGUGUGACUUGA